GCGCAGGCGGGACGCGAGAGCGGCGCGGGCAGCCCCCAGCCCGCUCCUUCUCCUCCGCAGCCGCCGUUCCUUCUCCUGCCCGCUGCCGCCCGCCCGGCGCCGCGGCAGAGCCCGGGGCAGAGCCCGGGGCAGAGGAUGGCCGCCCCGCCGGGCUCCGCCGCGCUCCGGGCGCUGCUGCCGCCGCUGCUCGCCCUGUGCGCCGCGCAGCCGGGCCCCGCCGGGGCUCAGCCGGGGCUCAGCCUCCACCCGCCCUACUUCAACCUGGCGGCGGCCGCCCGCGUCUGGGCCACGGCCACCUGCGGGGAGGCGGCGGGCGGCGGCGGGCGGCCGCAGCUCUUCUGCAAGCUGGUGGGGGGCCCGGCCGCCGCCCCGCUGGGACGCGCCAUCCAGGGCCAGUUCUGUGAUUACUGCAAUGCUGCUGAUCCCAGCAAAGCUCACCCCAUAACCAAUGCCAUUGAUGGCACUGAGAGCUGGUGGCAAAGUCCCCCUCUUUCCAUGGGCUUGAAGUACAACGAAGUCAAUGUCACCUUAGAUCUGGGGCAGCUCUUCCAUGUUGCCUAUAUCCUUAUCAAGUUUGCGAAUUCUCCUCGUCCAGAUCUCUGGGUCUUGGAAAGAUCGGUGGACUUUGGAAAAACUUACACUCCCUGGCAAUUUUUUGCUUACUCGAGAGCAGAUUGCUUGGAGCGCUUUGGAAAGGAAGCAAAUCUUCCCGUGAGGAGGGACAGCGAUGUCCUGUGCACCACUGAGUACUCUCGCAUUCUGCCUCUUGAAAAUGGCGAGAUUGUAGUAUCUUUGGUAAAUGGCCGCCCAGGAGCAAAAAACUUUACUUAUUCCCCUGGUCUUCAAGAAUUCACAAAGGCAACAAACAUCCGCCUGCGUUUUCUCAGAACUAAUACUCUUCUUGGACACUUGAUAUCCAAAGCUCAGCGGGACCCCACUGUAACUCGAAGAUAUUACUACAGUAUAAAGGACAUCAGUAUUGGUGGUCGAUGUGUUUGCCAUGGCCAUGCUGAAGUAUGUAAUCCAAAGAGUGCUGAAAACCAAUACCAGUUUCAGUGUGAAUGUCAGCAUAAUACUUGUGGGGAAACCUGUGAUCACUGCUGCCCUGGAUAUAAUCAGAAACAGUGGCAACCUGCAACAGCUGGGAGCACAAACAUAUGUGAACCCUGCAAUUGCCAUGGACAUGCCACUGAUUGCUACUAUGAUGCUGAUGUUGAUCAGCGUCAAGCAAGCUUAAACAUCCAUGGGCAUUAUGAAGGUGGAGGAGUCUGCAUUAACUGCCAGGACUGAACUACUUGACCUCAUGAGGUCCCUUACAACCUGAGUCAUUCAUUGGUUCAGUGAUCUCGUGGUUAAAUAAAUCCAGACUUACAUGGAAGUCUGUCUUCCUUUUGUUGUCAAGUCAUCU
Messenger RNA from Passer montanus (Eurasian tree sparrow), 1408 nucleotides. Its product is annotated as laminin subunit alpha-3-like. The record is from RefSeq and is a predicted model, not a curated record. The transcript is spliced from 9 exons. Lineage: Eukaryota; Metazoa; Chordata; Aves; Passeriformes; Passeridae. Gene Ontology annotation, biological process: axon guidance. Gene Ontology annotation, cellular component: basement membrane. Bases 136 to 1290 code for a protein of 384 amino acids.